Molecule: messenger RNA, 3150 nt
Organism: Caenorhabditis remanei
Lineage: Eukaryota; Metazoa; Nematoda; Chromadorea; Rhabditida; Rhabditidae
Exons: 7
Coding region: 1-3150 (1049 amino acids)
Source: RefSeq, a predicted model, not a curated record
AUGAAGGUCUUCGCGGUUUUCGCCCUUUUUGCGGUCUCCGCACUAGCAGAUACCCUACCAUCAGUGACGAUAUGCCCUCCAGAAACACAAACAAUCUUCGUCCUCCAACACAACACAACAGUCGGAGCUCGUAUCCGAACAAUCCCCACCUCAAACCUCGCUGAAUGCUCCGAUCACUGUGCUGCUUCCCUUGAUUGCCAAGGUGUUGAAUUCAAGGAUGGAUCAUGUGCAGUCUUCCGUGCUGGAUCUGAAAAAGCCGUGAAGGGAAGUCAACUUCUCACAAAGAGCUGUGUGAAGAGUGACCGUGUCUGUCAAUCUCCAUUCCAAUUCGAUCUUUUCGAGCAGAAGAUUCUCGUCGGAUUCGCCCGUGAAGUCGUCCCAGCUGAGAAUAUUCAAGUCUGUAUGGCUUCAUGUUUGAAUGCUUUCGAUACUUUCGGAUUUGAAUGCGAAUCUGCCAUGUUCUAUCCAGUUGAUCAAGAGUGUAUCUUGAAUACCGAAGAUCGUUUGGACCGCCCAUCUCUUUUCGUCGAUGAAGCUGAUGAUACUGUUAUCUACAUGGAUAACAACUGUGCUGGAUCCCAAUGCUAUCCACCAUACAUCACUCAAUACAUUGCCGUCGAGGGAAAACAAUUGAAGAAUGAGCUUGACCGUAUCAUCAACGUCGACCUCGAUUCCUGCCAAGCUCUUUGCACUCAACGUCUCUCAAUCUCAUCCAAUGACUUCAACUGCAAAUCAUUCAUGUACAACAACAAGACUCGUACCUGCAUCCUCGCUGACGAGAGAUCCAAACCACUCGGACGAGCUGAUCUUGUUGCCACCGAAGGAUUCACUUACUUCGAGAAGAAGUGCUUCGCUUCUCCAAAUACUUGCCGUAAUGUUCCAAGUUUCAAGCGUGUUCCACAAAUGAUUCUCGUCGGAUUCGCUGCUUUCGUCAUGGAGAACGUUCCAUCUGUCACAAUGUGCCUCGACCAGUGUACCAACCCACCACCAGAGACCGGAGAUGGAUUCGUCUGCAAGUCAGUCAUGUACUACUACAACGAACAAGAAUGUAUCUUGAACUCUGAAACUCGCGAGAGCAAACCAGAGCUCUUCAUCCCAGAAGGAGAGGAAUUCCUCGUCGAUUACUUCGAUAUCACCUGUCAUCUCAAGCAAGAGAAGUGCCCAGCUGGACAACAUCUUAAGGCCAUCCGCACUAUCAAUGCAGCUCUUCCAGAAGGAGAAUCAGAACUUCAUGUUCUCAAGUCUUCUGCUGCCAAGGGAAUCAAGGAAUGCGUUGCCAAAUGCUUCGGACUUUCUCCAGAAAAGUGCCGUUCUUUCAACUACGAUAAGAAGACCAAAUCUUGUGAUCUUUUGUAUUUGGAUGGACAUAAUACUCUUCAACCUCAAGUUCGUCAAGGAGUUGAUCUUUAUGAUCUUCACUGUCUUGCUGUGGAAAACGACUGCUCUGCCAACAAGGAUGAUGCUCUCUUCUCCCGUUAUCUUCACACCAAACAACGUGGAAUCCCAGCCAAGAGCUACAAGGUCGUCUCACUCAACUCGUGUCUCGAAGUUUGCGCCGGAAAUCCAACAUGCGCUGGAGCCAACUACAACCGUCGUCUUGGAGAUUGCUCUUUGUUCGAUGCUAUUGAUGAGGAUGCCGAGGUUAACGAACACACAGACUUCUACAAGAAUCUCUGUGUAACCAAGGAAAUCGACACCGGAGCAUCUGCAGCUGCCAACGUACCAGAAGCCAAGCACCGUGUCUCUGGAACCGUCGUUGAAGGAAAGGACUCAAAGGCUCAACUUUUGGCCACCAAGAAGGUCAAGAAGCCAUCAAUCAAGAACACCGAACACCGUCGUGCUCCAGAAUCCACCGUUCCAAUUGGACCACCAGUUGAGGUCAAGGCUGAAGCCAUUCAGACAAUUUGUAACUACGAGGGAAUCAAGGUUCAAAUUAACAACGGAGAACCAUUCAGUGGAGUGAUUUUCGUGAAGAACAAGUUCGAUACUUGCCGUGUUGAAGUUGCCAAUUCGAAUGCAGCUACCUUGGUUUUGGGACUUCCAAAAGAUUUCGGAAUGAGACCAAUUUCAUUGGAUAAUCUUGAUGAUAACGAGACUGGAAAGAACAAAACAAAGAAGGGAGAAGAGGAAUCUUCAUUGAAGGAAGAAAUCGAAGAGUUCCGUCAAAAGAGACAAGCCGCUGAAUUCCGGGAUUGUGGACUCGUUGAUCUUCUCAAUGGAACAUACAAAUCGACAGUUGUCAUCCAGACAAAUAACCUCGGAAUCCCAGGACUCGUCACCUCAAUGGACCAACUUUAUGAGGUGUCUUGCGACUACUCGAGCAUGUUGGGAGGACGUGUUCAAGCCGGAUACAAUAUGACUGUCACUGGACCAGAGGCCAAUCUCAUCCAGCCACGUGGAAAGAUUGAGUUGGGAAAUCCAGUUUUGAUGCAAUUGUUGAAUGGAGAUGGAACUGAACAACCAUUGGUUCAAGCUAAACUCGGAGAUAUUCUUGAGCUCCGAUGGGAGAUUAUGGCUAUGGACGAUGAGCUUGACUUCUUCGUUAAGAACUGUCAUGCUGAGCCAGGAGUUGGAGGAGGAAAGGCCGGAGCUGGAGAGAAACUUCAAUUGAUUGAUGGAGGAUGUCCAACACCUGCAGUUGCUCAGAAACUCAUUCCAGGAGCUAUUGAGAUCAAAUCAUCGGCUGUUAAGACCACGAAGAUGCAAGCAUUCCGUUUCGAUUCAUCUGCUUCCAUUCGUGUUACUUGUGAAGUUGAAAUCUGUAAGGGAGAUUGUGAAGCUGUUGAGUGUGCUUUGACUGGAGGAGUCAAGAAAUCAUUCGGAAGAAAGAAGAGAGAAGUCAGCAACAACAUUGAAGAAUUCGAGACGAACCGAUACUUGAUCCCAAGAAGAUCGCACGCCACAACAUCGAUUGUCAUCAUUGACCCACUUCAACAGGUGAAUGAGCCAGUUGCCAUGUCCCGUGCCUCAACUCUUGACCUUCUUCGCGAAGAAGCUCACGAAGUACAAGUAAUUGAAGAAGGUUCAAUCUGUCUCAACUCAGUGACAGUCUUCGCCAUUUUCGGAACACUGGCUGUCCUGAUUCUCGGACAAUCCGUCGUCAUUGCUCACUACGCAUUCCGUCGGUUUUCCACUGAAAAGACCGCCUAA